Messenger RNA from Mesocestoides corti, 207 nucleotides. NCBI's taxonomy places the organism in Eukaryota, Metazoa, Platyhelminthes, Cestoda, Cyclophyllidea, Mesocestoididae. The record is from the annotation of a GenBank genome assembly.
GGCGGCGGCGGCGGCAUCUACAUGCUUGGUCGUGGAAGUGACGAGAACCGCCCUGACGCGACAAACCGGGUUGAUCGAAUUAACCUCCUGCAUGGUAGCGUCUCCAGCGUACCUUCGAUGACACUGCCCCGACGACGACGACGACGUCCAUCUGUUGCCGCAACUGACGGACACCUUCUGGUCGUUGGUGGAGAUAACGGUUUGUGA